GGAAGUGACCAGUGACUAAGAACAGUUUCCACGUUAGCGUUUUUUAUUGUUGUUAUUUAGACAUUUACUAUUACCCUGGAACUCAAAAUAUGACUCAUUUAACUGCACAACAUCAUAUACUUACUCCAGGUAGUAUUUAAUUCGCGUUGGAGACAGAACUUAGUUGAUAGAUGUUAUCUGGUUAACGUUUGCUAACAAUGGCUAACUGUAACAGUAACGUUAUGGUUUUUCACACUCAAAUAGCCUCCAUCAUGGAGGUGUUAGCGAAUUCAGCCGUGGCAGAUAUAUGUAAACUCGUAGACGACGACUAUGCAGUGUUUCGUUUGGAAAUAACUCAAAGCCAGAAAGAAAAUAGGACAUUGCGGAGGAAACUACAGCUACUGGAACUGAAGGUGGCACGGGAGCGCGCAGAGAGGACAACGCGAGAGCGCGUCCUCGCCAGUCCGAAUAGUGUCAAGGUCCUCGACCGAUACAGAGGAAUGGCAAGAGGCGAAGGACAUCUCACUGGAGGCCACAGGAGCUUUGUGAAGCCAGCAGAACACAACUUGUGGAGAGAUGACCAACCCAUAGCUAUAGAUGAGGGGAGUGGAACCUCAAACCAGCAUGUUAUCGUGAUAGAGUCUGCAGAUGCAGAGGCUGCAGGUCCUGGAGGAUCGUCUCUGGUCAAGCAGAAGAGGACUGAAGGAGAGGAGGACCCACGACACUGCAGAGACAUCCAGACUGGAGCAGCGGCGGGAGUGGCGCCCCCUGUAGCCACGGAGGACAUCGCCACAGCGCCGCAGCCCAGGACCCAACGCUGCAUCACGGAGGUCAGUGGAACGCCGAACGCCGUCCUCAAGUCAGAGACAGACACAAAGACUUUAACUGUAACACGUAGGCUCUUACACACAGGGUCUGACCCAGAGAGACUAGAGCUGGAGCAUCUGCGCUGUCCUCCUGCUCCCAGCUCAGAGUAUUUACUUUACGGUAACCCGAGCCCUAGGAGGGUUCAUUCCCAUCGGGACUCAGGUGACGUGUUAGAGUCUGGCAAUGAUCCGUUUUGUUCUUACGCUACAGAGAUGGAGCCUGGCAACAUGCCCUUGGGUUUGGAGACACAGAGUGAUCUGUCUAGAGUGGACGGGAUCCGGUAUAGUAGUAGUGCAUAUUCUGAAGGGUUCCUAGAUAAGAAAGGGGAGGGUUUGGUCGUAAAUGAGGUGACUGUGAAAGUGGAGGACGACACUCCUCUGAUAUGGAAUAUAGACGAGACUCACUUAGGAGAAGGACACUCACAGGGCAGAGAUUUCUUAGUUUACAGGGACAGUUUAGAGAAAAAUGUAAAUGUUGCCACCCAGUCCCAUUUACACAGGCUCAGGGAUCGGGACCCAUUGUCCAUGUCGAUGGAGACUUCCAAUUCACACAGCCGUGUCCUUUUCGAUCAGUUAUUGAACUCAAAGGACCAAAGGGCCAAGGCUCGAGGAGGGGGAGCAACAUCAGGUGAUAGUAAAGAAAAAUGGUUAUUCUGCAUGUUCUGUAACAAAGGCUUCAGCUGCCCCCAGAAGGUGGAGGUCCACCAGAGAGUCCACACAGGGGUGAAAUCCUUCAGCUGUACCCAGUGUCACAUGCACUUCGCCCAGGCUAGCAGCCUAAAGAGGCACCAAAGGGUCCAUACAGGGGUGAAACCAUUCAGCUGUAACCAGUGUCAGAUGCGCUUCGCCCAGACUGGUGACCUGAAGAGGCACCAGAGGGUCCACACAGGAGAGAAGCCCUACAGCUGCCCCCAGUGUGAGAAGAGAUUCUCCCACCAGCACCAUCUGAAGAUGCACCUGAAGGUCCACACGGGAGAGAGGCCAUUCAGAGAGUAACUAACUAAGGAUACACCAGCAGAAAAAACACUCCACUAUAACAUAGAAAGUAACCAUUCCACUCGAUAGCUUCUGACUUUUACAUCAAACCCUGUAUUAGACAACGAUACAUUUUCAAUGUUGUCAACAGAAAAGAUCCACAAAUGCAUUUUGAAUAACGAGAGUAACAGAUUUCAGUGUAGAAUAUUCCUGGGUAAAAUAUUGCAUCCAAACAUUGAACACUAAAAAGUCUGUUGCAUAUUGUGUUUGUACUGUGUAGGCAAGGGAUUCUCAACUGGGUGGUCACACAAAUAUCUAGUGGUAAAGCGAAUCCUGGAGAGAGUACCGAGUGCAACGUGGAACCACUGCUUCCUACACAGGGAGGCAUUGGUGCCUGAACUCCACGCCACUCUUCAGGAUGUGAUCAAGUGUGUCAACAAUAUCAAAAAUAAAAGGUGUUUCCAGGCCUUCUGUAGGGAUAUGGGGAGCGAGCAACAGCAGGUGCUUUAUCAUGCAGAGGUCCGCUGGCUUCCAGUGGUAAAGUGUUGGGUCGCUUUUAUGAGCUUCAAGCCGAGAUUGCUGCGUCUCUUUAGGAAAACAAGUAAUCUCUGUACAAACAUUUCGAUUGUAAGGAAUGGAGAGAACAAGAGAGAGAACAAGAGAUAAGACGACUAGUUACGGUACCCCUUUCGGGAGGAGAUGGGAAGUGUCACGUUUCCAAGCAACAAAGAGGUCCAGCUGGUGGACUGUCAUUUGACUGCGGACUGAGUAUGGGCAUCCCGGAAAUGACACUGCCACAGUUCUGGUGCAGCUUAAUGGGAGAGUAUCCUGCUCUCGCCUGUCAUGCAAUCAGAAUCAUGCUACCGUUCAGCACUACCUAUCUGUGUGAAAGUGGCUUCUCUGCUAUGGCCAAGCUGAAAACUAAAAGCAGAAACUGGCAAUUUUUUAAACAUUUAAAAAAAAACAUUUAUCCUUUAUUUAACUAGGCAAGUCAGUUAAGAACAAAUUCUUAUUUACAAUGACGGCCUACCCCGGACGACGCUGGGCCAAUUGUGUGCCGCCCGUUGGGACUCCCAAUCACAGCCUGGACAGCCAGCAUGACCUCCGAGUUGCCCUGUCAACCAGCUUUCCCACACACCCACGCACGCACACACACAAUAAAUAAACAGGUUAAUGAGUUAUUGUUCACUAGGUUAAUUAUUGUUGUUAAUUCAUUCUGACAUUCAUAUUACAUGUUAUUGAACUGGUUAAAAAGUAUACCUUUAAACAAACUUUAAGGUUGUGAAACUAUUCACAUGGUAAUUGAUGAUUAAGAAUUCCUAAUGAUUGCUGUUUUUUCUAUUUUAAAAACUGGUAUGUGUUACUGUUCAUUAACAUUAUUGGACUGGUUUUGAUGUCAUGUUCUGAGUCGGAUAAUGUAUUACACCACACUCCUGAACUGGUCUCCUAAUUAAAAUGGCUUAUUCUCUUGAAUUUACAAUAAAUAUUUUCUCAGUUAAUAUGGCUGUGUAAUUACUUUCUUUAAUACCAUAGUAGUAGCCCGUUGAGACAGUCUAUUUUGCAAGUGAAGCCUGCCCAAGAAGGCAGCUGCAAUACAACAUUACAGAAUGUAAUCAUCAACAGUCCAUAAUAUUGGGUCGAGACUCAAUUGUCAUUGUAAAAUUUUGGUCCCCAGGCAAAACCAGUUGAGAACCACUGGUGUAGGCUAUAAUGAAAUAGGCAUUUGUGAACAUCAUACUUUCAUUCCACUACAGAUUUUUUUCUGUAGAGACACUUUUAAUGAGAAAAUGUAUGCAGUUUAUCAAGUUUAUUCAGAUUUUUAGUUGAGACAUGUAUGUGUGGUUUUCAUAUGGUGUAUUUAAAACUUGUUCACAUUUAAUAAACACAAAAUUUGACUUUUCAUUUUAA
Molecule: messenger RNA, 3728 nt
Organism: Salmo salar (Atlantic salmon)
Lineage: Eukaryota; Metazoa; Chordata; Actinopteri; Salmoniformes; Salmonidae
Biological process (GO): regulation of gene expression
Cellular component (GO): nucleus
Source: RefSeq, a predicted model, not a curated record